AUGGGUGCGACAGAUAGUAAACUUGCUUUUAAAAAAGGCGUAUUUCGUUUAUACGAAGAGAGGAAUGUACCUGUUGAUGCCGAUGAUUAUUGGACUUUGUUCUGGACUUUACCUGAAUCCGUCGACGACAUUUUCACCCUCAUUAGUGCAUCUGACAUAAGAAAGGCUCGCGAUGGAGCGAGGGAGAAUCUUGAAACUCUAAUUGAUAAGAUUUUAGACCAGAUGACACAAAUACUUAACUCAACGAUGACGCAAUCUAUUAACACGGCCAACGCAACAUCUAAUAACAAUCAGCUUUUAAAUUGCUGCCGCUUAUUGACUCGUAUCAUACCAUUUAUUUUCGAAAGCCCAGAGUGCACAGAGUGGGAAGAUCAAUUUUUUUGGACACCAAGGAUGCGCGACGAAAAGUCAGAUUAUAUACCAGCAACAGACACAGUAGACACAAACAAUAGAGAAAGCCAAAAUAACUCCAAGCCGCAGCGCAAUCAAAUCCGUGUGUUAUCUUCGAGAGGAGAGAUACUAAUAAAAUUGACAUUACAAGCAUUAUUCUUCGCUGGUUUUACAUUGCCACAGUCCAUAGGCACAGCAGAAUCUAAUGUAAACUACGUCAUUUGGGAAACGGGUGUAGGGUCUUCCACACCUAUAGGCUCAUCGAGAGAAAACGAUGUGAAUCGGACAGAAGUACUCCGUCUUCUCAUUGUUCUGUUAUCGAAAUCUAUGUAUCAAACACCGCCCCAAGUACUCGUACAGCAGGAUCGUUGGUUGGAUUUCAUGGUGACAAAAGUUGAGAAAAAAGUAGUCUUGGCCUUUUUGUGCAGCAUGAUGAAUACAGCCUGUAAAUUCAAUCCUAUGGGUUGGACAGCCGUACCUUAUAACCACAUUGUCUAUACCGAUCCGAGAGAGCAAUUAGUAGCCGUUUGCUUGCGUGUUUUGUUAGUAGUUUUGGAUUAUAGGUCAUCGAAUACUAAGUACGAACUACUUGAUAAUAAUGGUGACGGUAGCAGUAGCGGUGUUGCUGCUAAAUCAGCUAAAGGAACCAUAACAGAUGAACAUUGGUCUCCAGAUACACAGCAAGGAAUUGCAAUGUGGAAGCAAAAUAAGUCACAGCAGUCAAUUGAGUUGUCAGAAAAUGCAUAUCGAUACUAUCUGUCAAAGUUGCAUCGUGCGCAGGAUUUCCAAUUCUUAAUCGAUGGCAUUUACAGAAUACUUAGUAAUCCGAUGCAGACUUUAAAUAGUUAUCUACCGGGGUCAUCAAAACGUGUGAGAUACCAUGUUGAGAUGAUGAUGCUAUGCUGGAAAUUACUUGAACUUAACAAUAGAUUCAGGAACUAUUUGAUAGAAACAGAAAGGGUAUUGGAUCUGAUGGUUGUUGCAUUAUAUUAUGCUAGUGAAAACAAACUGGAUCCAUCUCAAAUAGGUCUUGUAAGAAUGUGUGCAUUCAUAUUGCAAGAACUCUCUUCCAACCAAACAUUUAGCGUCAAGUUGAACGAAGCGUUCAUUGGACAUGCUUCACUUCCUACAAGUAUUAGAAUUCCGAACUUUGAGGGGACAUAUGCUGAUUAUCUUAUACUUUCUAUUUUCUCGUUGAUCGCCUCUUCCAGAGGCGUUUUAUCGACAUUAUAUCCAUCUUUUAUAAAGACGAUCACCAAUAUAUCACCUUAUUUAAAAAAUAUAUGCCAGCUUACUUGUAGUAAACUUAUUUCCUUAUUCAACUCCAUGUCGGCGCCAGGUUUCUUGUUAGCGGAUGAAUCGAAUCAUCAUUUAUGCGAAUAUUUAUUAGAAACUUUCAACAACAUCAUUCAUUUUCAGAGUGCAAACAACGUAUAUUUCAUCUACACAAUAUUACGAAACCAACAAAGAUUUCAAAAAUUAGCAGACUUCACAUUGGAAAACGCCUUGCUAGACAUAGAACGGGCACGCUUGAACAGGCUGUCUCUACAGCAACAACCUCACCACCAGGGACAACUGUCGUCAGACGACAACUUGUCUGAAAAGCAAAAAGGCAAGUUACCAGAGUGUGCUUUAUCAAGGGUAUCUAGUACAGCAAGUGUUACCUCGCAACAACAACUGCAGGAACAGCCAUCGUCACCAACUAAACCCCAACUCAGGUUAAUGCACAGACAAUCUAGCGUGAUGUCGGUAAAUUCAAUUACAAGUAACGCCCCACUUCCUGGGGCCAAGAAUGGUUUUAUACCAACGGAAGAAUGGGUUAGGAGUUGGCAUGCCUCACUUCCUCUCGAAACGAUAACAGCUAUUAUUUACCAGUUCGCACCUCGAAUUGAAGAGGAAAAGCUCACAAGGGAGCAAAUAUUCGACAUGAUAAGUUAUGCACCUAUGUCCGAAAUUUUACCAGCGGCUCAUCCUGUAAUAAUUCGUAAAUUCCAAUGGAUAGAACCUUUAGUUAUUUGGUUCAGAAGUAUGUUGUGGGGACAAACGUACGUAGCCUUUGUAUCGUAUUAUGGACCUUGGAAUAAUACCCAAGUCAGAUUGUUUCAUAUCAAGCAGCAAAAUCAACAGCAACAACAGCAGGCACAAAUGCCACAUCAACCAACCAAUAUACACCCAGCUACACUUCCCACUACUAAUGAUGAUAGCUCUAACAAUACGACAGUAGCUACCAUGACUUCUUCUUAG
Messenger RNA from Mycotypha africana, 2634 nucleotides. Its product is annotated as high-temperature-induced dauer-formation protein-domain-containing protein. The transcript is spliced from 10 exons. Lineage: Eukaryota; Fungi; Mucoromycota; Mucoromycetes; Mucorales; Mycotyphaceae. Bases 1 to 2634 code for a protein of 877 amino acids. The record is from RefSeq and is a predicted model, not a curated record. Gene Ontology annotation, cellular component: Golgi medial cisterna; membrane; Golgi trans cisterna.